ACCAUGGCUCGCUGGGAGAUCCUGUGCUUUGCCUUGUGCUCCUACCUGGGGGUAGCAUGGGCUGCAACCCUGGGUGUGGUGCACACCGAAGGCGGUUUUGUGGAAGGUGAGAGUAAAAAGCUGGGACUCUUUGGGGGCUAUGUCGACAUCUUCCGAGGGAUCCCCUUUGCUGCCCGCCCAAGGACUCUGCAAGACCCUGAACCUCAUCCAGGCUGGGAUGGAACACUGGAGGCAAAAAAAUUCAAAAAUCGCUGCAUGGAGAUGACGCUUACACAAACUGAUGUCCGCGGAAAUGAGGACUGUCUCUAUCUGAACAUCUGGAUCCCUCAAGGGAGGAAACAUGUCUCCACCAACCUCCCAGUGAUGAUCUGGAUCUUCGGCGGUGCCUUCCUUGUAGGAGGGAGUCAGGGAGCCAACUUCCUCAAUAACUACCUCUACGAUGGCGAGGAGAUCGCUGUGCGGGGCAAUGUGAUCGUGGUGACCAUCAACUAUCGCCUUGGGCCCCUGGGCUUCCUGAGCACCGGAGACGCUAACAUGCCAGGGAACUACGGGCUGAAGGACCAGCACAUGGCCAUUGCCUGGGUGAAGAGGAAUAUCAAGGCCUUUGGGGGUGACCCAGAAAACAUCACCAUCUUUGGGGAAUCAGCCGGUGCCGUCAGUGUCUCCCUGCAGAUGUUGAGCCCAAAGAACAGGGGCCUGUUCAAGAGAGCCAUCAGCCAGAGCGGCGUCGCUCUCUGCAGCUGGGCCAUCCAGAAGGACCCGCUCGCCUGGGCUAAAAAGGUUGGACGAAAUGUGGGCUGCCCCACAGAUGACACCACCGCCUUGGCCAACUGCCUGCGGGUCUCCGACCCCAAAGCUGUGACGCUGGCCUACCACCUGGAGCUGAUCAACCUGCCCGUUCCCCUGGUUCACACGCUCGCCCUCACUCCUGUUGUUGAUGGAGACUUCCUCCCAGACAUGCCAGAGAACCUCUUUGCCAACGCUGCUGACAUUGACUACAUCGCUGGGGUCAAUAACAUGGAUGGACACUUCUUUGCUGGCAUUGAUAUGCCUGCUAUCAACCGCCCACUUAUGAAAAUCACUGCGGCGGAGGUUUAUAAUUUGAUCAGAGGACUUACUUUGGACCGGGGCGAGCGUGGAGCCAAUGACACAUACAAUCUCUACACGCAACCGUGGGGUGACAGACCAGACCAGGAGGUCAUGAAGAAGACAGUGGUGGACGUGGCUACUGAUUACAUCUUCCUAAUUCCCACACAGUGGACAUUGAAUCUGCACCUGCAGAAUGCCCGGUGA
This is a messenger RNA of Pterocles gutturalis (yellow-throated sandgrouse), 1293 nucleotides long. RefSeq names its product carboxyl ester lipase (gene CEL). Bases 4 to 1293 code for a protein of 429 amino acids. Gene Ontology annotation, molecular function: signaling receptor activity; triacylglycerol lipase activity; sterol ester esterase activity. The record is from RefSeq and is a predicted model, not a curated record. Gene Ontology annotation, biological process: modulation of chemical synaptic transmission; presynaptic membrane assembly; postsynaptic membrane assembly. Gene Ontology annotation, cellular component: synapse; cell surface; postsynaptic specialization membrane. Lineage: Eukaryota; Metazoa; Chordata; Aves; Pterocliformes; Pteroclidae. The transcript has 9 exons.